CGAUAUAUUAUGUAUAUUAUUAUGGUAGUUUUUUAAUCCGUCCGUGUCCCGCGAAAACGACGCGCGCGUAACGUGCUCGUUGGGCAGCGGGCAAGCGCAACACGUGUGCGGCGGAGAGGAUCGACGCGUCUCGUUCGUUCGAAUACGAUUUUAUUCUCUGUUAUUUUUUCUUUUGCAACACAUAAAAUAAUAAAUUAUUAUUAUUUAUUAUUUUAUUAUUUUUAAUAUCGUAUUGUUAUUCGACUCGCCGCCAUCGACUGUUCUCGACAGAAAACGUUCUCGGAGGAGGUGACUGCGGCUGCGGAGGUAGCGGCAGCGGCGGCGGCGGCCAGCGCUCUAUCGAUUGGACGUGCGUCCGCCGCCGCGUGCUUCUCUCGCUAAAGUGCCGUCGUACGCGCGACGCGCAGAGUUCGCGGAAAACGAAAAACCCGUACGCGAUGUGUGCCGGAAUUCACGACGUCAAAUCGAUCUUUGCCGAAUUCGCGGAGACCGAAACCCCCGAUGCCCUCGUCAAAGGAGACUACCGCGACGUGUUCGGUUCACGGAAGUCAGAACUCUAUGUUGGACCAAUUCAACGUGACGAGCGCGAUAAACGAGACGUCCAAAGCCAUCGUAGAGUCAGUUAUGAGCACAACGAUGAUAAACGACGGACCGCUGGCGGACAGCGAUGCCGUAUCGCCUGUCACGCUGAGUAUGGAAUGGAGUAGGGUGGCCAGGCUGUUGAUCAUGAUCGGCCUGUCCGUUAUCGGCAGCAUCGGUAACGUUUACAUGAUCAGCUCAGUAAUGAUUGAGGAUCAUCUCAACAAAAGGGGCAACACUUUCGUGGCAAACGUAGCGCUGGCCGACCUGUUGAUCAGCGGUCUCGUCAUUCCGGCAUCUGCCGUGGUCAUCCUGUCCGGACUACAGGAUUCGCCGCCGGUGUGCCAGUUUCAGUGGUUCCUGUCGAUCCUGUGUUGCCUGGUAACCGUGCUUACCAUGGCCGCGGUAGCGGCCGAGAACUACAUAAGACUCUGCCUGACGCCCGAAUGCUACGCCAAACUUACCGUCAGAAAAAUCACCACGCUCCUGUUCGCCAUAUGGAUCGUCAGCUCGAUCCUGGUCACGUUACAAUUCGUCUACAAGAUGGGACCAGACUAUUGCGCCAAAAAGGUGAGCAGCAUCGUUCCCACACAGGCGCUGGUGGCCGGUGCCAUCGUGCUGGCGCCGUUGCUCAUCACGGCCGGGCUGUACAUGCGCAUCACGUACCAGGUGCACGUGGCCCGGCUGAACCCGAGCUUCAAGCCGCCGCUGGCGUUCAACUGGGACUACUCGCUGAUGCUGGCCAACGCGUACAGCUUCGUCAUGUUCGUCGUGUUCUGGGCCCCGUUCGCCGUCGUCCUGGCGCUGGCCACCGUCCAGCGGCUGUCCGCCCAGGUGUUCUACAACCUCGCGUGGCUGGCCCUCAGCAAGUCCUGCUUCAACAACCUGGUGUACUGCGCCGGUAACCGGCACUUCCGCAACGCGUACGUCAACCUGUUCCACUACUGCUGCUGCAAGACGACGGUGACGUUCUCGCGGCGGGCCCGCGACGGCGCCAGCCGCCCGUCCGGCGACGUCCGCGUGCACAUCAUACCCGGCUACAACAUGUACUCGUACACCAGUCCCACCAGGUCCCGGGAGUCGGGAUCGUGCCCGCUGCAGGGCAGGCCCCGGGCCAGGGCCAACGGUGGAGGCGGCGGCCUCGGCUGCGGCGGCGGCGGCGGUGGCGGUGGAGGCGGAGGCGGCCGCGACGUGUACGAGCUGUAAGGCGGCUAAUCGACGCGUACGAUAUAAUAUGAUUAUCCUUAUAAUAUUAUAUUAUAAUACUUAUUGUCCGGCGCUACAUAAUUUAUAUAAUAUUCCGCUCCGAACACGCAUUAUAUAGAUAACUACGUUAUAAUAUUAUAAUAUUAUCAUUAUUACGUUUUCCAUUUACAUUUAUACAACGAUAUAAUAUAUUAUAUUUAUAUAUAAAAGCACAUACACGACGUCACGUCAUCCGUACCCCUAACCCUCCGAAAAAGCGCGUUCGCAGCGUUUGUACGCACGCGCGUCACACUCGCAUUCUUCUGUACAUAAUAAUAUAGUACCAAAAUAAUAAUAUUAAAAUAUUAUGUAUAGUCACCGCCCGCCCCCGAAAUUUUUAAUUUACGUUAAGGUAGAAAAUAAUAUAAGUUUUCGUCGCGGGCAUAAAAAAAAAAAUAAUCCUCUGUUAUAGCUGCGGGCUUGCAGGUAUGUGUGGAUUGUAUGGUUGGGCGAGUCGGGCGACAUCACAUCACGCAUACCUGUCCCGAGUAAUGCGUAACAAUAAUAUUGUAGAUACGUACGGUCGGCCGACCGCAUACGGACGAGUAGGAUAUUACGGCUAAUUAAUCCCUUCUGCCUCCACACCCCCACCCCCCCAUUCCCACCCACAACAGUCGGACGUUUAUAAAGAGACGACCGGUGCCGGGUUUAGCGUGGGUGCGGUGGGUCGCGUGAUGAACCGAGCGGCCUCGAAGCCGAAUAUACUUGUUGAAGUGUUUUCCUAGAUUUUCUGACCUAGUAAAAAGUGAUUAAUUAUUAUUAAUAAUGUCGAUAAUAAAAUAAUGGAAAAAGAUUAUUUUAAGAAAUUGCCCGCACCCGUUUCUGUUCUAAAACCACUUCUAUCCAGGAUAGUUGAAAUGUUUAUUUUUUUUAAAUUCAUUUUCACUUUUAUCAAAUACCGUGAGAAUAAUAUACCUACCAUAAUCCUAAUGCGUCGAGUUACUUUCAAAUAGAUUUUUUUAUCCAUUAUCCGAUAUUAACAGUUACACCCGGACUCCUGGCACUUAGAACCGGCACUGGAGACUCUGAACUUUUGGGGCCAAAAUAUCAUCAAAAAAAUCUUUCACCCGCGAUCGCCAACAGCCCAUAUUUUAUAUAGUGUGAGAUAGUAUAACGGUGCAGCACGGUCGCUUUGCAUAAUAUAAUUAUUUUAUUCUCUCGUCAAACAGUACUUAUAAUAACGGGUGAUACCCGAUAACACGGUCGGUAAGUAGUGUCAGCUCGCCCUGGGGGGGAGAGGGACGGAACAAAAAUAGAGCCAUCCGUCAUCGAGCAAAACGGUGCACAUCACACGCCGCCGCCACACGACGUGUCAAUAAACGACGUCAUAAUUGUACGCUUACAGUAAUAAUGACGGCAGUAAUAAUAUGCAAUACGGCGCGAUAAAAACGCGACUUUCGACGACUAUACCUAUACAUACGGUUUGGCUCGGAUGCCCGGAGCAGCGAGCACUUUUGUGAAACUCGAAACGACGGCUACGAAUUUAGAAUUACAUUUUUCUCCUCGAGCAUGUUAUAGAGAUGGGACAUAAUAUUAUGUACGAUGUACCUCAUAUUAUAAUAUAGAUCUUAAACGAGACGACGAUGGUGGUGGCGGCGACUUAUCGUGUGGCUGCAAAAGACUUUUUAGGUCGCGUUUAGUUUUUUUACCAUUCUCUCGUCCCACGGCACCGUUACUAUACAUUGUUGUUCGCAACGUUCACACACUUGUCAUGCGUAAUAAGUACCACGUGAUGGGGGUUGAAAAAGAUUUUUUAAGAGAACGGUUUUUGAAAGGUGUUCCGAACUCUGAGAGCAUUAUUGGAAUCUUUCGUGUCGGCAGCAAAGAACCGAAAAUAUACUCGCAAAUAUCCUUAUCCUUGUACCGCAAUAGAAUUAGAGUCUAUCGAUGUAUAAAUAUUAUUUUAUUCUUCGAUUUAUCCCCCCUCUCCCACUCACGCUUACAUUCCGUCGAGGAACCCGCCCGUUAUUCCGCAUAUAUAUUAUAUAUACAGGAAACCAAUGCAUUCCAUCGUUGAUUUAAAUUAUAUUUAUAUAAGAAUAUAAAAAUAUAUAUAUUAUACACUAUUCCCGUCCACUGUCCCGAGCCAAACAAGCGUUGUCAAUUAUAUCAUAUGUAUAUAAGGUACAUAUAUUUAUUAAACUAUUUAUAGCCCAUACGGCACGUCUUAAAUAUUACACAUAGAUGCAAUGUACUUACACUGUAAGAAAUGCGCAAUUUAUUUGUUUCGAACGGAUCAGCGACAUAAUUUACGUUUCAAAAUAAAAAUUCAAAAAACGGCUAGUAUGAGUAACACGAUAGUAUAAAUACAUUAUUGUUCGGUGACAAUUAUUAUAUGUUCGUGAUGUGUGAUUAAUGAUAACAUGCCUCGGUCGUUUCGAUUAUAGUCGUAUAAAUAUCACAUGUUUGGUAACUGGUAAGGUAAUCGUUUAGGCUUUAUUAUUAUUCAUUGUUCUAGCUUACAAUUUUUGCGUGUUCGCUGACUCGUAAUAACCAUAUUUUGUAUACGUCAUAUUUUUACGUUUAUCAAAACUUAAAAAUUUAAAUUUAUGUAGUAGAUAUAUAUAUAGUAUAAGUAUAUUCGUGAAUGGCAUUUCACUUACAGUUACACACUUACGCCAGCUGGUCCUCGUCGGUCUAUAUAAUAUAAUCGACGGUCAGAUAUUAUAGAUUUAAAAUUACUAGUUAUUAUAAUAUUAUGUUAUGUAUAAUAUUAUAUAGGUAUGUUCAACAUCUAUGCACAAUCCCGUUGUAAGCCGAAAUCUGGACAAACAAUAACAUAUAAUUCUGUCGAUUUAUAUUGAGGUAUUGUGGUUUAGUAAAUUGUGUACGUGCGUAUUUCAGUAAUUUCAGCUAUUCAAAACGGUGAAAAAUUAAAUUCAAAAAUAAAUCCUAAAACUGCUCUAUCACAUAUUAAUAGUAUUAUUAAUACAUUAUUAAUGGAUACAAUUUGAAAUUUGGAUUUAGGGACCACUCGACCACUGCAGGGCGGGCUAUUCAAUAUAUAUAUAUGAAUAGGUUUUGGCUGCUCAUGCUUGCAAGUGAUCAGCAGUCGCUGUAGUAUAAUUUUUUUUUUAUUAAAUAAGCCGUCUGCAUACUAGUGUGUACAGAAUAAUACGAUAUAUAAAAUGUUUAAUCUGUAUUCGAAAUUUCCGCACACAUACAUCCACGAUUUUACGAAAACAAAAGCGGUUCGAUGUCCACCGAUGCAAAUAUACCGGAACAUUCCGUUUGUUCAUAUUAAUAUAAUAUGAAUAUUUUAUUAUUCAAAACGUUAUAAACGACUGAGUUUCCUACCAUAUAUUAUAUACCAUUAAUAUUUAUAAAUAAAUACAUAAAUAAUCUGAUGUAGUAUUAAAUAUGUACAACAUAGUCAUUUGUGUAUUAUAUAAUAUGAAAUAGGUAGGUAGUAGGUACACAUAUUACAUAGGUACUAUACUCGAAAGUCGGAAAUGUCAUGGUAAUUAACAUAAAAAAAACUGAAACACAAAAGGCUCUUAUUCACCACUAUUCCCAUUCGUACUAUUAUUCUGUAAACGCGACAUAUAAUAUAAAUAUCAUGGUGAUUUUGAUUGUUUGCUUUGACUUUUUGAGUUCGAUAAUAAAUAAUAAUUGUUAUUCGUCAAAUGUGUCUGUUUUUUCUUCUUCCAUUAUCCUAUAAUAAUAAUAAUAUAAAAUAUUACAUUACACUAGCCGCACAUCGCACUCGACACCAUAACUAUUAUUUUUUAGGUAUUUCUAUCUAAUUGCAUCGGAACAAUUAAUAACAUAUUUACGAACUCCCGUCUUCCAAUAAAAUCUGUAAUUCUCGACGUCUCCGGAGUAACGUGUAUAAUUUGUUCGCACACUUUUUAUUAACGACUUUUUGAUUAGGUACAAUUGCCACCUCGAUUGUAUACAGUUUGAAGAACAAAAAUAUGGUGUAUUCGUAGUUUACUGUUUGGUAAAAAAAAAAGUCACAAUAAUAAUAACAUAACAAAAAUUAUUAAUUGCCUACUAUACCUACAUCUACAAUAUGUAUAUUGCCGUAUACCUACCUAAUGCGUGCAGUAUUUUGUAAAUUGCAAUCAAAACGGAAAAACAUUUUUUUGUUGAGUUUCUUCGAUUCCUAUUUUUCAUAAUAACAGCAGAGUAUUAUUACGAGUAUAUCUUCAAAAAAAAAAAAAAAAAUACUAAUUCAUGGUUACAUAAAUAAACAGCUGAUAAACUACAUGUACAUUUGCGUCCUUUCAUUUGAAAAAAUAAUACUUUAGCACCUUACUUGCCAAUAUGAUUUAGAGGCGUAUUAUUGUAUUAAUUGUAUCUAAACAUCAUAAAUAUCUACCUAUGGAUCUGAGACAUAAACGUUUUAAAGUAAAAACUUAUUAUAAUAAAUUAAUCAACAUUAAAUAACAUAUAUUUUGUUAUACAUUUAUUUUAUUUAAUGUUUUUUCAAAUUAUAAAACCUGAAGAAAGAUAUUAUAUCUAAACUUAAACCACGUCCAUUUUAAAACGUUUAUGGUUGACACAAUUUUAACGAACCUACCUAAUUCGCGUUUUGGUUUAAACAAUCUAAAUUAUUAUUGUCUUAACUCUUGACUCUUAUCGUACGUUUUAUUUUUAUGUACCUAUUUUAGCUUACAUUUUUAUUGCACAUUCACACUUUUAUCCACAACUCGUUGUUGUAUAAAGCCUUUUGAAACACAACAUUUCAUUCGUAUAUACCUAUGCGCUAAAUGUGGAGAUCUUCUUAUAAAGGUACAAGUGACUCUUAAUAAUGCAUUCGCAAAAGUGAACUCAAAACACGAAUUUCUACAGUGCCGUUCAGAAGUCACGUAUCGAGAACUCGAGUGACAAGCGUUAAAUUUAAAAAUAGAGGUCUUUAUAAUAAUCUAUUCCUACCAACUACCUUCACGUCUACUAAAUAAUAGGAAAUAAUAUAUGCUACCUGUCUACAUUAAUAUUUGUACAAUCGAUCUGUCGCAUCGAUUUAAUAGUAAUAUCGCUACACAUGUAUGUCACAGACCUGCACAGUAAAUAUUUCGAGGGACUUUUCAUUUUUUCAAAACCACAUUAAUAAUUGAUUGUCCGGCACACAAAGGGUUUUGUGUAAUAGUGUUAAUAAAGGUUACCUAUCGCAUCUAGGUACGGUUCCGUUAAUGAUAAAUUUAUUGUAUUAAUUAUUUGUAAAUAAGCAAUACCUACGAGUACGCUUGAAAAAAUACACGUAUUCCCAAGACACGUAAGAUAAAAUUAUUUUAGAAUAUUAUAUCAUUAUGUUUAUUAUUUAUUUUAAAACGUAGGUACCUACUUUUAAAAAUGUCUUCAAAUGUAAUUAUUAUAUUUCUAUAUCUAAUUACAUAUAGUCACAUACAGGCGCGUACACAAGGGGGGGUUUUAGGGGUUCAAACCCCCCCUGAAAUUUCAGGAAAUAAGUUUUAUUAUUUAUAACCUUAGGUUAGUUUAUAUAAGAAUAAAAAUUUAAAACCAAAACCCCCCCCAAAAUAUUUUUUUGUGUACGCGCCUGGUCACAUAGAUAGAUGCAUAUAAUAAUUUUAAUAACUAUAUUCGGUUACCUAUACAUAAGUACCUAUAUGGCUAUAUAUAUGAAUAUAUACAUAUAAUAUACAACCCCAUCAAUUUUUUUAUUGACUUAGUAAAAAAAAUUAUAUUAUAUACUUAAUACUUAUCUUUAUCUAUGUGUGUGUGUGUCUGUGUGUUGUAUUUAUUAAAAAUAUCACAUGCUACGUGCUGUGAUCAGCUAUAAUUUUUAAGUACCUACCUAGUAUAUAACAUAAAAUAAUAUAAUAUUUAUGUACGACUACAUUAUAUAUUUUAUAAGUAAGAUUAAGUAUUUAAGUUACAUAAAUAUUGUCAUAACAAAUUAUAUUAUUAUACACAUAUAUUAUUCUAUUUAAAAUUAUAUAUAUAUAUAUAUAUUAUUAUUAUAUCUAAACCUUAAAACAUAUUUUAUUAAUUAAAAAUUAUAUUACCUAUCUAUAUGUAAUUACUAUAUGUAUUGCUAUAUAACUUAUAAAAAUAAUCGUAUAAUUAAUAUUAAAUAAUAUAUGGCGUACCUAUUUUAAAGUAGGUAUGGGUACUUCGUACUUAAACUUAACUGUGUAGGUACCCAUUAUAAUAACACGUAUAAUAUGUUUAAUAUUAGGUAGGUACCUAUAUAUACUAUUAUUGUUUAAAUAUUUAAGUUUAGACAUGCAUUAUACACAUAAUCUACUUUCAGGCGGUGUUUUUAAAUAACCUAUCAUUGUAAUGACUAAUGAAACAUCCAAUUUAAGACUAAAUUUUGUGUCAAUUUAAUCUGUAUAUUAAUUUUUGAACAUUUUUAUCAAAACAUAAAUAAUUAUUAGGUAGGUAAAUAUAUUUAUAAAAUGCCUACAUAUAAAUCUAAGACCUAGUCCCUUACAUAGUUAUAUACCUAUAUAUAUACCAUAACUAUAGAUUUUUCGCAAAAUUAAACAAAACGAUUUCUUUGUAAGAGAUUGAGCAUAAUAAUAUGUACUUAUGCUCUCUGUGUAAUCCUUCCGGUGUUUUUUACUGUAAUAAUAUACUUUAUUGUUUUAUAAAUUAAUGGUAUAAUUAUGAGUUGGAUGAUAAUUGUUUUUCUUAUCCCGAUAGGUGUCUUGUGCCUAUAUUAUUCAAUUUCACUUGCAAUGAUUAAUACCAAUAUAAUAUCAUUCAUAAAUCUAUCGCUUCAAUUACAUAAUAUUACUUUACAUUUUAAAAUACUUAAUUCAAAUUUAAUUUAUUACAUAUCAUUUGCGUUCAGAUUUACUCGCAGCAGGUUUUGUUUUAUAAUAACGAAAUAAAAUAUUUUAUUGAUAAUAUAUUGUACGUCGUUAACAAAAACAAAUCUCGUGAAAUAAUAAUUGGGACCACAAUAUUUUUUCUACUGGUAAUUUUCAACAACGGGUUAAGACCUUGACAUUUUUUGUUUAUUAUUAUUAAAUUAUUAUUUGUUUUAAAAAUUGAAAGUUAUACACGUAUUGUUUAAAAUCUAAAUCUGUGAUACAAUAGAAAGGGACGACUUUUGACAACUGCUUUAAAAGGGUAAUUAUUUUUAAUGAUUUAAUUUCUUGAACUUUUGACGUCAUGCUGUCCAACACAUUAAUAUGUUAUACAAAGAUUUAUUUUUUUCGCUCAAACAUCGUACUAUUCACUAAGUAUAAAAACUAAAAAAACGUAAUUGCCAAGUAGGUUUAUUUAGUUAUUUUAAUAUGGUAAUGGUAAUAGGAAUAUACCGUAAUCCGUAGUUAAAAAAAAUAAAGUAUAAAUGAAUAAAUAGUUUACAAAAAGUAUAAACACUUGAUUUUGAAAUAUUUAAAAACCAUAUUUUUCAUAGGUCAUCAUCAUUUUUAUAGUAGAAAUAAAAUUCCAGCAGGCUACCUAAAAGCCAAAAUUAUUAAAUCAUGUUUAAGUUUAUGGAUGUCGACGUAUAUUUAAAACAAGUACACACAAAUUAUAUUUCAGUAAAACUGUGAUUGCAUAAUAUAAUUUGUACAAAUAUUUUAUAUCAUUAUUGUUCAAUAUAGUAUAUUUUGUUUUUCAUGAUGUAGGUAUCGUUUAUAAUAAAUUAUAAUUAUAAUAAUUAUAAUUUUUAUGUCUUUCCACAUAGAAAAAGUAUUAUUAUUUUUGUUCCUAAAAUAUAACUCGAAAUGUUACAAUUAUUGUAUGUCAAUAAUGCAUAUUAUUAUAGUUGUAAGCAAAAACAUCUGUAAUUUUAUACUUAAUAUUUUGUGUGCGUAGAAUUUAAAGUAAAAACAAAAAAAUUAUUACAAAAAAAACAUUGACUAUUAUUCACCUAUAUGCAUAGGUACAAUAUUAUAUAAUAAUAAUUUAUAUCCUAAGAUAAGGUGCUUUUUUUUUGUGUAUGACUAAAAUUAUGCAUGUUUAAAAUUAAUCCAUAAUAAUAAAAAUACUUGAAUGUUUAA
Molecule: messenger RNA, 9752 nt
Organism: Aphis gossypii (cotton aphid)
Lineage: Eukaryota; Metazoa; Arthropoda; Insecta; Hemiptera; Aphididae
Product: melatonin receptor type 1A-like
Exons: 4
Coding region: 502-1785 (427 amino acids)
Biological process (GO): G protein-coupled receptor signaling pathway
Cellular component (GO): membrane
Molecular function (GO): G protein-coupled receptor activity
Source: RefSeq, a predicted model, not a curated record